GGAAAUUGAACUGUAGCUCACACACAAGCCACAGAAACUGACCUGAAACCAAAGACACACAUGUUGUAUAGCAUCCAUGGAGAACAAAUGGGAUGCACACCAGCAACAGGAACCUUGCUCAGAUAACAACCUUGUAUUUAUUUGCAAGUUACCAGUCAGGGAAGGUAUCCAGUUACUGGACAGCCAGGAGCCCGUUCAGAUCAAGCUCCCAGCGCAAUGCAGCGUCCACCAGCUUCGUGUGCGUCUGUGUAUGGUAGCACAGGAGAAUAAUAGACUUUCAGAGCCAUUUGCACUUCUGGACCCAGAACGAUACAGUCUGUUGUACCACAAGGAGGAGGAGUGGUAUGAAAUUUAUGACGACUAUCAGGUAUUGAAAACUCUGGAUGCACCCUGGUUUAAGGGUGUUGAUGGUCUUCAGACUGUCUGUGUCACUGUGCUGGCUCAGAAAACCACCUCUAAGGAGAGAAUUCACUUCCAGGGCAUUCUGAACGAGCUAACCGGCUAUGAUUUGGACUCCUCAGACACUAAUCGUUUAAGUGAGCUAGGCUAUACCCGAAGAAAGUUUGCCACACCAAGAAGGGAAGAACUGAAAAAGCGGGAUCCAAUAGCUUAUGCCACUGAACCGUGGAUAACUUCCACAGUGCUUCCAAAUGACCAGCAAGGUUACCUUCAUUCAAAACUCUCAGUGACUCUUUAUUAUAAUAGUUCAGUCCUUUCCAUUAAAGCUGACGUGACACAUACCACCAGUGAUCUCCUCAAAAUCUUCUGGGAAUCAUUGCCAAAGGAGGACCUGUCAUUCGAAGGAUGGUCGGUUGAUUAUGUGCUCAAGGUAUGUGGCAGGGAGGAAUUCUUGAGUGAAGACUUCCAGCUUUCUGACUAUCUGUGGGUCAGACACUGCCUUGAAAACAUGCUGGAGCUUCAUCUCUCAGUGGUUGCCGUCUCAUCCCUUCCAGAUAACACAGUAGGUAGAGAGUACUGGCCACUGGUGGACAGUCUCACUGGUCUCUCAAGCUCCCACAAGGAGCUUUCCAUUAAAGAGAAGAAAGUAGAGGACAUUGUGAUGAUUUCCCUCUGGGACUGUGAGAGAAAGUUCAGGGUUAAACUCCUAGGGUUUGAUAUCCCAGAACUCCCAAGUAAGGUACCACCACUUGUCCAAGUGGAAGCCACCAUAAUCUACGGUAGAAAGACUGUGUCGUCGGUUUGUUCGACUUCAAAAGAGUUUACAGAUGAAGUGCUGUGGAACACCUGGCUGGAAUUUGACAUUCUGAUCAGGGAUAUCCCUCACGGAGCUAAAUUAGGCCUCACAAUUAAUGCCAGUACUGUUGAAGGCAUGUCAACCAAGGACACAAAGUCGAACUCCUCUAAAGCGUCAGAUUACCAGAAAGGAAAAGGGCAAGUAUUAUACUUUGUAAACCUCCAGCUGAUUGACCACAGAUCCCUUCUUAGCCAAGGUCCACACACUCUGCACAUGUGGACUUUCCCAGAAUGGGAUGAGGAGGCAUUCACUUUCGAAGCAGAAAAACUGUCUACAGCCACAAACCCUGAUGUAGCCAAAGCAAUGGCAAUUACCUUUAUGCUGGAUCGCUACAGCUUUCCCAUUGUCCUGCCACAUGCCAAAAGCUCUUCUGGUAGUGGUACAUCUCCUAUUUCUGAUUCUUCUUCACUGGACCUUACUGGAGAAUCCAGACUCUCCUCACCAUCCAGUGAGGCUUCUCCAACAACACCUUUCACAAGGACAGAUUGCCUCAGAAGGUUUAAAGAAGAAAGUGUCCACUAUGCCUCAAAUUUACCACAUUUUCUUCGCACGAUCGACUGGAUGAUGCCAACUGCGGUCCAGGAUGUCCAUUGGCUAUUGAGUCACUGGGGACCAGAGGAUAUAGAGCUGUCUGUGGCCCUUGAGCUUCUGAGUGUGGAUUUUGCAGAUCUGAAGGUCAGAAGAUUGGCAGUUCAAAGAUUAGAGAUCCUAUCCAAUGAUGAAGUACUUAAGUACCUGCUGCAGCUGGUUCAGACCCUUAAAGUCGAACCAUAUCAUGAUAACUGUUUGGCAAGAUUCCUUCUCAAAAGAGCACUACGGAGCAAGCGGAUCGGACACUUCUUUUUCUGGUAUUUGCGGAGUGAGGUGGCAGGUUGCCCAUUUUUUCGCCAGCGUAUGGCGGUCAUACUGGAGGCAUAUCUUUUGGGCUGUGGAGAGGCAAUGCUGACUGAAUUCCAGAGUCAAGUACAAGUCGUCACUUGCCUGCACGACGUGGCUCUAACAGUGAAGGUGCUCUACCCUGAUAGAACAGAUCUUCCAUCAACAGCUCCUCAGAAGCUGCAGGAGUUAUUGGAAGAAUGCAAUUUACCCUCUGACUUCCAGGUGCCUUUUGAUCCCCGUGUCAGAGCAGGAAGUAUCAUACUGAAAGACUGUAAAGUGAUGGCCUCUAAGAAAAAGCCACUCUGGCUUGAGUUCUCCUGCGUACAGUCAGAAGCUCCAGCCUCUCCUCCUGUCGGCAUCAUCUUUAAGCAUGGAGAUGACCUCCGACAGGACAUGCUUAUCAUCCAGACGCUAAUGGUCAUGGACUCAAUUUGGAAAGAAAUAGGUUUAGACUUGAACCUGGUGCCCUAUGGCUGCAUUUCAACAGGACAUAACAUAGGAAUGAUUGAGAUUGUGCGGAAUGCGAUCACUAUUGCCUCAGUUCAGAGGAGUCAGGGAGGUGUGGCGGGAGCUUUCAAAAACAAUGCCUUAUAUGACUGGCUUCAGAGGAAGUGCCCAUUCCAGGAAAAACACUUUCAAUCUAUGGAGAAGUUUGUGAACUCGUGUGCCGGUUACUGUGUGGCUACAUACGUGCUGGGUAUCGGUGACCGCCACAAUGACAACAUUAUGAUCACUGAACAAGGGAACUUGUUCCACAUUGAUUUUGGGCACAUCUUGGGCAACACUAAGAGCUUCCUGGGGGUGAACAGAGAAAGGGUGCCCUUUGUCCUCACCCCUGACUUCCUUUACGUUAUGGGCAGGGUGAAAGGCCGUCCCAGCCUCUACUUCCAGAGAUUUAGGGACACCUGUAUCAAUGCCUACCUGUCCCUCCGGGCUCAGUCUCGCCUUCUUGUCACGCUCUUCUCUCUAAUGCUACUCACGGGAAUCCCUGAGCUCAGCAUGUCACAGGAUAUGCUCUACCUGCGAACUGCACUGCAGCAGGAUCAGGGGGAGGAAGAAGCUCGGAAUCACUUCCUGCAGCAGAUUGCCCUAUGCGAGCAGAAAGGUUGGACUGUUCAGGCAAACUGGUGGUUUCACAUGAUGGCGGGCAUUAAAUAGAAAACAUAUGGAAUCUAUGUACCUUUUUGACAAUUACUGUAGCAAAGGGAAUGUCUGUUCAUGCUACAAUUCCUAGACGUCAAAAAGUUUGAGAACCAAACAGUUUGAAGAUCAUCAUUUACUCACCCUUAUAUCAUUCCUAACUUGACAUUCUGAUUUCCUUUGCUAAGUAGAAUACAAAAGGAGAUGUUUGUCAGAAUAUUCAUGCUGCUCUAUGCAACAAAAGUGACCAGGGGCUGACAAAAAGCCUAAAAUCCUAAAAGGACCAAAAAGCAGCAUUAAAGUACCACAGAAGCGGUCCAUUUUAAGUCUUCUGAAGCCAUACAAUAUCUUUAUGUAAAUAAUAAACAAAAACUAAAUUAUUGCUUACUGAUUUUUUCUUCUUCUCUGUAAACCUCAAAUCUCAUUUAUGCCUUUUAAACGUGCAAAUUCAAAUUUUGAAUUUUAAAUUUUGGCUGAA
Messenger RNA from Sinocyclocheilus grahami, 3752 nucleotides. RefSeq names its product phosphatidylinositol 4,5-bisphosphate 3-kinase catalytic subunit gamma isoform. Gene Ontology annotation, cellular component: plasma membrane; phosphatidylinositol 3-kinase complex, class IA; cytoplasm. Bases 77 to 3292 code for a protein of 1071 amino acids. Lineage: Eukaryota; Metazoa; Chordata; Actinopteri; Cypriniformes; Cyprinidae. The record is from RefSeq and is a predicted model, not a curated record. The transcript is spliced from 11 exons. Gene Ontology annotation, molecular function: 1-phosphatidylinositol-3-kinase activity; 1-phosphatidylinositol-4-phosphate 3-kinase activity. Gene Ontology annotation, biological process: cell migration; phosphatidylinositol-3-phosphate biosynthetic process; phosphatidylinositol 3-kinase/protein kinase B signal transduction.